Vicia villosa (hairy vetch) is the source of this 1968-nucleotide messenger RNA. Its product is annotated as nitrate regulatory gene2 protein-like. The record is from RefSeq and is a predicted model, not a curated record. The transcript is spliced from 4 exons. NCBI's taxonomy places the organism in Eukaryota, Viridiplantae, Streptophyta, Magnoliopsida, Fabales, Fabaceae. Bases 240 to 1946 code for a protein of 568 amino acids.
GCUUUAUACAAAGUUCAUAUUCUCCAUAUAACUUUCCAAGCAAUAAUAUUCACAUUCUCCACUAAAACGGCAUCGUUUCGCUUCCUUGACACCGAAGCUUCCAUCCCUUCCACACUGUCACACAUCUUCCAUAUCGAAUCCAAUCUCUGUCUUCUUCCAGAACUAUACCAGUACCACUAACAAGGUUUUAAAAACCGUCAGAGACUCUGAAAACGGCCGCGACAAAACAGUAUCGAAAAAUGGGCUGUUACCAAUCAAAAAUGGAGAACGAAGAAGCCAUAACACGCUGUAAAGACCGUCAUUACUUCAUGAAACAGGCGGUUUCAUCUCGUAACAACUUCGCGGCAGCUCACUCAUCCUACGCUGCCUCCCUCAAAAACGCGGGGGCUGCUCUCAUCGAUUUCGCGCAAGGUGAACAACAAAAUUUCCAAUUAUCUCCUCCCUAUGAUGUUCCCUUGCCUCCUCCUCCUCUUCCUGAUUUACCUGCUGCUCUUCGCCGUGCUAUUACUAUGCCUGAUUUUGAAUCUGUGGAAACUACUGGUUUGGAAGAGGUUGAUGAUGAUGAUGAUGUAGAUGAAGAAAUUGUUGAAGGGUGUGGUUUGAGUAGAAGAGUGAAAAAAAGUGAGAAUAUGAAUAUGAUUCAGGUGUUGAGUGAAGUUGAUAAUCAUUUUAUAAUGGCUUCUGAGUCUGCUCGUGAGGUUUCUGUAAUUCUUCAGGCCACUCGUCUUCACUAUCAUUCCAAUUUUUCUAAUACUACCGGAGGACAACUUGAUUACUCUGCAAGGGUAAUGCGAGUUGUAACAUGGGACAGAUCCUUCAGAGAAACACCAAACAUGGAUGAAGUGAAAGAUGAUUUCGACUCCGAGAAGCAUGAAACUCUUGCUACUGUAUUAGACAAGUUGCUAGCAUGGGAAAAGAAACUUUAUAAUCAAGUUAAGGCUGCUGAGUUAACAAAAUCUGAGUACCAAAGAAAAGUUAUCACUAUCAACAAGGUAGAAAAAAGAGGUAAAAACAUCGAAACGUUGGAGAAAGAAAAAGCAGCUCUAAGUCAUUUGGAUUCCGUUCACAUUGUAGAUAUGCAGUUAUUGGACUCAACAAUCUCAGAGAUAAAUCUUUUACGCGAUCAACAGUUGUACCAGAAACUCGUUCACCUUGUCGAUGGGAUGGCGACAAUGUGGGGAACCAUGCAUUACCAUUAUAAGAAGCAGUUAAUUAUUAUGAAGUUAGUGAAAUCGCUUGAUUCUCAGUUUCCUACCGAAACAAGUGAACACCAUCAUGAUAGAACAUAUCAGUUAUUAAAUGUUAUGCAAGAGUUGGAAUCGCAGUUUGAAAAGUUGGUAAACAAUCAAAAGGGUUUCAUAAAAGCUUUAUACAGUUGGUUAAAACUUAAUCUUACCCUUGUCGAAAAUGAUAUAAAGGAAAAGAUAUCUUCACCGGCGAUACAAAUUCUUCUUCAUGCUUGGAAUGAUCAUCUAGAGAAACUUUCUAUUGAACUUGUUUGGAAAGCCAUAUCACACUUUGUUGCCGUGAUAGAUUCUCUUUACCAACAACAACAAGAAGAGUUGAUUUUAAAGAGAAAAUGCGAGGAGAUGCAAAAAGAGCUUGCGCGCAAAAGCCGACGAUUUGAUCAGUGGGAGUGCAAAUACAAGAAAAAGAAAAGACUAGAUGAGUUUGAUGCAAAUAGGGAACAAGGUGAUGAUAGUAAUGAACCUGACGAGGUUGUAAAGGAGAAGAGAGUUUUGAUUGAAUUAGAAAAGAGGUUGGAUGAGGAAAAAGUUUCUUUUGAAAAACAGUGCUUACAUGUGAGGCAAAAAUCUUUGGUGUGUCUCAAAAAUAACUUGGCUGAGCUCCUUAGGGCUAUGACAGAUUUUUCUCUUGAAUGUUCUAAAAUGUAUAGUGAAUUAAGGAUUGUAACACAUAAAUUAAGAUCUGCACAAAGUUCAUAAUGAGAAUUGGUUUAUGUAUUAA